Molecule: messenger RNA, 2055 nt
Organism: Helicoverpa armigera (cotton bollworm)
Lineage: Eukaryota; Metazoa; Arthropoda; Insecta; Lepidoptera; Noctuidae
Product: zinc finger protein 436-like
Exons: 9
Coding region: 1-1482 (493 amino acids)
Biological process (GO): regulation of transcription by RNA polymerase II
Cellular component (GO): nucleus
Molecular function (GO): DNA-binding transcription factor activity, RNA polymerase II-specific; RNA polymerase II transcription regulatory region sequence-specific DNA binding
Source: RefSeq, a predicted model, not a curated record
AUGAAUGAAUUUAAUUUCUCUUACAAACAAAUAUGUGCUCUCAACUUACUUCUAUUUUUGUUAACCAGACUAAAACGCAAAGAACACCUAGACCGACAUACACUAGAACACCAGGAAGUGAGACCUCACGUCUGCCCUGACUGCGGGAAGGCCUUCAAGAGGAAAGAGCAUCUGAACAUCCAUCGCACCAUACACAGCGGAGACAAGAGCGAGUCUUGUCCUGUUUGUAAUAAAUCAUUCUACCGCAAAGACCACUUGCGGAAACACUUGCAAACCCACACGAAGUUGUUCAUGGAGCGCAAUAUGGAUAUUCCUGAACAGGAGUAUGCGGACGCUGGGGGUGAUGAUAUCAAGCAAGAAAUCAUUGAUGAGUACACCACGCCUAGUACUGAAGAACAUGGCAUACAGAUUAUGGAGGAGGAAUCGGAAGAAAAGUUCAGCACAACGCCACAGUUCAAAGAGUCGUACUCUGCCGAGAGGCCGUAUAUGUGCCUCGUGUGUCAGAAGUCGUUCAAGAGGAAGGACCACCUCAAGAUACACAGCUGGACGCAUAUGAAGAAGGAUAAGGUUUGCUCCGAGUGCGGGAAAGGUUUCCACACGGAUGAUCAACUGUUAGUACAUAUGAACGUGCAUUUGCAGCCUUAUAACAUGUACAGCGGCGAUGAGGAGUACCUUACGGGAGAAUCAGUGUCCAACGACCCCUAUUCAUCAGACAACAGCCUACUAGUAGCGCGGUCGUCAGCCCGUCCUAUCGAGAGCAGACCGCACGAGUGCGACAUCUGUCACCGGCGGUUCAAACGCAAGCAGCAUCUGAAGGUGCAUCUCAAUGUGCACACGAAACACCAGUUCAGUGUGUGGUGCUCUGUUUGUGGUGAAGGUUUCCUCUCAAACGAGCAGUUCGAGACUCACCAGUGCAGUGAACAGCAGAGCUCAAGCGACCAGUACGAUGACACUGCGCCACAAUCGCCGACAGUCGACACACCGCAAGAGGCCAAGAAGGAAAAUAAAUAUCCGGAGGAAUAUAUGGACGUAGGCGACCUAGCGUCACUAGACUGCGUACAAUACGUACAAGUAGAAGAGAAAGAGUUACCGACGCCGCAGCGAGUGUUCGUCUGCAAGUACUGCUCCAAGCCAUUCAAGAGGAAAGACCACUACAAGAUACAUCUGCACAUACAUACCGGUGUUAAGUCUUUCUUCUGUACCGAUUGCGGGAAAGGUUUCUACCGCAAGGACCACCUACAAAAGCACAUGCUAGUGCACAACAAAGUGAAGACUAAGAAAGAGAUCCCGGAUCUGUUCCCCAUCAACAAGCUACCUAAGAAGAAACAAGUCUUGCCAGAGAUCACUAUACAUGCGCCUUCAAACACAAAACUGCGGGUCCCCCUACAAAUCAAAGUACCAUACCAGAUGGUGAUGUCUAUGGACAACGGCGAACAGAGAGCUGUCACCAUAGACCCGCAGGCUUCACCACAAGCUUCUUAAUGUAAGUUCAAUCAUCUCUCUAGCCGUUUCCCAACUAUCUCGAAUACCAGUGUGCCACAUGGAGCGACUGUAAAUUCAUAAUAUAGUGAUUUUAUUUAUUGAUGGCAAAAAUUAACACUGUUGUAUGUAUGAAAUAUAUUUGAGAUGAGGUUCAAAGCUAUCCUUAAAGACACCAUGUAGCUUGUACUCCUCAAAUAAAUAUGUACUAAGUCAGUCUUAUCACACAAUAUUUUGCUUUAAUUUUAAAUGUUGUUUCAUCAUGAUAAUCAUCAUUCUUAAAGUUGAGUCAUGAUAAUAAAUUGUUUUCAUUUUUAUUUUCACUUAUAUGCCAUAUUGCCGGCUUCAUAAAGUUACCUUAAAUAUUAUGACGAAGGAUAGGCUUGAGAAUUUAAAGAAGAUAUUUGUAAAUACAUACUUAUAAGACUAUCUGCUCAAGCCAGUGAGCAUAAAGAUGGUUGAAUAAUUACGACUUUAAUAAAAACUAUUUUCCCCAUUUUAGUAUUAUUGAGAAUCUAUCUUUUAUUAUUUCUAAUUGUGUCUGCAUGCUUCAUAUAAAAUAAUCAUGAUUUAUUA